AAAGCUCCAGCCCUGUCAAGUCUCAACAAUACAAAGAAUUUUAGAAUCGGUGCAUAAAAACAAGAGAAACGAGAGCUUUGAUUAUACUUAUUUAUUUAGUUAAUUCCAUUUAAUAUGGCGAACCAAGAUGAAAUCUCAGCCCUUAACCGCAUCAAGCUGCAUCUCUUGGGUGAACUCUCACCGCUCGGAACACCAGAGUUCACUAAAAGCAAACUCUGGCUUCAAAUAGACGAACCCUCCACAGACCCUAAUUUCUCUUUUCAUCAAUCAGAAUGCCAAUCUCAAUCUCAGUCUGAAUUUUCCCCUACCGACUCCUCAAUUUCUCUCAACCACUACUUCACCGAUCUUCCCCUCUUUGAAUUCGAUUCAAAACCUCAAGUGAUCGACCUUGAAUCCGACCUCGAAGCACCCAAAACCCUGCCUCAAAGUAAUCCCCAAAUCGAGAUGAACAAGGCUCAUCGCCUCAACCGGAAACCGUCGCUGCAAAUCUCGCUCCCGAAGAAGAAAACCGAAUGGAUUCAGUUCGGAAACCCGGAUCCGAAACCCGAGGCUGUGGAACCGUUCGUUCAGCAGCAGCAGCAGCAACAACAACAACAACCGGAGCCAGAGAAGAAGCACUACAGAGGCGUUCGCCAAAGGCCGUGGGGAAAAUUCGCCGCGGAAAUUCGUGACCCGAACAAACGAGGGUCCAGAGUGUGGCUUGGAACCUUCGACACCGCCAUCGAAGCCGCCAAGGCCUACGACCGCGCUGCCUUCAAGCUCCGAGGAUCCAAGGCGAUCUUGAACUUCCCUCUCGAGGUUGAAUCCAUGACCACCUCUGCUUCUGCUUCCACCUGCGGCGAUGGCGGUGAUAGGAAGCGCCGCCGCGAAGAAGAGGAAGUGGCGCCGAUGACGAAGGCGGUGGAGGAAGAAGUUGUUGAGGUGGUUAUGCCGGUGGUGAAGAAGGAGAAGACGACUUUUGAAUCGGAGGUUAACUGUAUAAGGGAGCUUCCGUUAACGCCGUCCAUUUGGACGGGGUUCUGGGACAGUGAUGUGAAGGGAACAGGAAUGGGAAUAUUUAGCGUGCCGCCGUUGUCACCGUUAUCUUCUCCCCUUGCUGUUAUGGUUGUGUGAAAUGUCAACGUUUACGGCUGCUUUGUAUUCUUUCAUUCCAUGUUUAUUGCAGCUUGCUUCCUUUGUAGAGA
Arachis duranensis is the source of this 1184-nucleotide messenger RNA. RefSeq names its product ethylene-responsive transcription factor 5. Gene Ontology annotation, molecular function: DNA binding; DNA-binding transcription factor activity. Gene Ontology annotation, biological process: regulation of DNA-templated transcription; ethylene-activated signaling pathway. The transcript has a single exon. The record is from RefSeq and is a predicted model, not a curated record. The coding region runs from base 115 to 1113 and encodes 332 amino acids. Lineage: Eukaryota; Viridiplantae; Streptophyta; Magnoliopsida; Fabales; Fabaceae.